AUGUCCUCGUCGAGGCAGGCUCUCAGCGCCCUGGUGCCGUCCCUUUCGGACAAGUUCAAGUCGUCUGACUCGGACCUCCGUGUCAUGGCGCUUCUGGAUUUGAACAAGGAGCUCAACCGCGUCCUCGCCACCCAGUCGCCCGCCAGGCCGUCCUCGUCGUCCCGCACGUCCACCACCGACGUCUACGCCGACGAGGUGUCCGAGAAGGUCCUUACUGAGCGCGUCCUGUCCCUCCUGCUAGACAGCAAUGCCGAAGUCAAGAAUGCCGCGGUCGCCUGCGUCGCCAACAUGUCCAAGAAGGCGCGCCCGGGUUACCUCCGCCAGAUUGUUAUCACCAUCACCGAGGGUAUUGGUGCGGCGGGCCAGAAGGUCGACGAGGAGAACCGCGACAUUUCCUGCCUGGCUCUCAAGUCUGUUGUUGCCGAGGUGAACCCCGAGGCGACCAACCUUCCCGACUGCCUCAAGAUCGUUAUUGCUCGCAUUCGCCAGAACGUUAGCCAUGCCGACGCCAACCCGCAGCUCGCGUCCGAGCUCCUCCAGAUUCUCACAGACAUCUACCAGCGCUUCCCCGCCGUCAUUGCCGAGUCGGCCGACUUGCAGACGGCAUCGCUCACUCUCUUCCACGAGGUCUUUACUGUACCCCGUCUCUCGGUUCGCAGGCGUGCCGUGCCCGCGCUGGCCGCGUUCAUCUCGAUCUGCCCCCAGCACUUCUCCGCGAUUAGCAGCGACAUGGCCCAGGGCUUCAAGAAGGGCGGCGACUCGGCCAAGGCAUGGGUCACGGCUGUCGCGGGCAUGGCCAAGACGUCGGCCAGCUCGCAGGUCGGCGCCCUCAUCGCGUCGGGGGACCUCGUGGAUGAGAUUAUGCGCCAGGUGUCCGACCUCGCCGACACUGAUGCUGCCGAGGGUGCCCUGACUGCCCUCGAGGUGCUGGCUCUUCGUUGCCCCUCUGAGAUGUCUCGCUACGUCGAGUCCAUUACCACUGGUGCGCUGGAGCUCAUCAAGUAUGACCCCAACUAUGUCGACAAUGACGACGACGAGGAGGAUGAUGUGGAUAUGGGUGAUGAGGAUGACGACGACGAUGACGACUUUGACAACGACGCGUACUCUGACGAUGAGGACGACUCUUGGAAGAUCCGCCGUUCCGCGGCCAAGCUUCUCCAGGCUUUCAUCAGCACCCGUAUCGACUUGCUUCUUGACUUUUACAAGACCGCUGCUCCUCGUCUCAUGACUCGCUUUAGCGAGCGUGAGGAGAGUGUGCGGCUUGAGAUCCUCACUGCGUUUGAGGCCCUGUUAAAGCAGACUGCCAACACGAGGAGUGCUGAGCUGGCAGCCGGUGGCCGCAACAAGCGCAAGAGGAGCGAGGAGAUGGACCAGGAGGGUGCCGAGGAGACCGCCGUCGGGUCGCUGCUCGAGUUGAGCCCGCAGCUCGUCAAGGCGAUCCUCAAGCAGGCUUCGUCCAAGAGCGUCGCCACUCGCCAGCAGAGCUUUGUCCUUCUUCGCCAAGUCGUCGAGGCCCUCGACGGCGGACUGGACGCCGAGGCCGACACCAUCUGCUCCACUGCCAACGGCGCCCUCCGCACCGCCGACAGUCCCUCGCUUACCAUUGCCGUCCUUUCAUUCCUCACCGCCUUCUUCUCCCACCACACUGCUCGCAGCUACGCCUCGCACCUCCAGGACCUGGCGCAGGCCAUUGUCCGCUGCAUGCGUGAUAAGCUCCAGCGCGUCAGCUUUGAGGCCUUUGCCGCUGCUUCGGCGCUUGCACAGGCCAUGCGCCCAAACAAGGGCUCGGCUUCGCCUCUGCGUUCCAGCUUUGACCGCCCCGUGCAGGACAUUUUCACGGCCACCACCAACGUCCUCGGCGACUCGUCAGUCGACAGCGAUGUCCGUGAAAAGGCCCUGAUCACUCUCGGCGAUGUCCUCGUCCACGAGGGUGAUGCUCUUGCCAGCCAACUCUCGGUCGCCCUCGACCUCAUCACCGCUCGUCUUACCAGCGAGAACACGGCGUCGGCAGCCGUCGAGGUCAUUGGCCGCGUUGCCGACUCGCCUCUCUGCACUGGCCUCACCUUUGACGCCUGGCUCCUCAAGGUCCUCCCCGAGGCCGUCGUUUCUAUUCGCCGCAACAAGCGUUCAGUGUCCAAGGCCAACGAGUUUGAGACUCUUGACAGCAUCCUCCAGCGCAUUGGCUCGACAUUGCCGGUCGAGACCGCCAACGGCAUCAUUGUCGAGCUCAAGGCGUUUGUUGACACUCCUGCCGCGCUCAACACUGUGUCCCUUGUCCUCGAGAACCAGCCAGCAAGCCGCGGCGCUGUUGACAAGCACAUUCUUCCCGAGGUUCUCAAGGCCGUCAAGACGUCGAGCAACACCGCGCAGAUCAAGGCGCUGACCGACUUCUUUGGCACCUACGUUGACGGCGACGUUGACUGUGCCCUUCGCCUUGUUCCUUCGCUCGUGCUUAACAUUGCCAAGGCCGACGCUCUUCCCGAUGCUACUCUCGGCGGCACUCUUGCCUACACGAGCACCGCCAGGUGUAUCGGUGCCGUCGUCAUGCACAGCCAGCGCAACCUCGCGGGUAUCCUUGCCACGUUUGAGCACACCAUCACGUCCAAGACGGCCAAGGAGCCCGACACGUACCUCGCCCUGCUCUGCAUUGGCGAAAUCGGUCGCCUGGACGACCUUUCAGUCAACGAGGGCCUGCUCGAGACCGUUCUCCGCUUCUUCACGCACCCCAGUGAAGAGGUCCGCAGCGCCGCUGCCUUUGCUGCUGGAAACAUGGCUGUUGGCUCGCCCGACGACCUUCUCCCCAUCCUCAUCAGGCACAUUGAGGCGACGCAGGAGGAGCCUCAACGUCUCCUCCUUCUCUACUCCCUCAAGGAGGUCAUCCUUCACUCGUCCGACCCUCAGCUGGACAAGCUGACGGACAUUCUGUGGCACCCUCUCUUCAGCAACGCCGACUCGCAGGCUGCCAGCGACGACGGUGUGCGCAACGUCAAGGCCGCGUGCAUCGGCAAGCUCACCAUUGCUGCGCCUGCUCGCUUCCUCCCUCAGCUCCAGAAGAUGCUCCAGGGCAACGACCAGGAGCGUGCGCUCGUUGCCGCUUCUAUCCGCUACACGUUCAUCGACUCGUCCAAGAACGACGCUGCGUCGACCAAGACGGACGAGAUGAUUGCCCCCAUCGUCGGCGAGUUCCUCUCGCUCAUGCAGGACCCCAACGCCGUCGUCCGUCGCCUGGCUGUUGCCGCCCUCAACGCUGCGGCUCAGAGCCGUCCCCAUCUCAUCAUCGACAAGCUCUCGGCUAUUCAGCCCUGGCUCUACAGCGAGACCGAGGUCAAGAAGGAGCUCCAGCGCGAGGUCCAGAUGGGUCCAUGGAAGGUACUCGAGGACGACGGCCUGGAGAACCGCAAGACCGCAUACGAGACCAUGUACACUCUCCUCGCGACGUGCUUUAGCCGCAUCGACCUGCCGGCAUUCACCGACCGUGUCAUUGCUGCUAUCGCCGACGUCAACGAGAUCAAGAUUCUCGGUCUCAUGCUUCUUCUCCGUCUCGCCCAGCUUGCCCCUGUCUAUGUCGUCCCGCGCCUCGACGAGGUCGCCACCCACCUCAAGGUCAUCAUGAAGGACCUCGAGGUCAAGGAGGACACGAUCAAGCAGGACCUCGAGCGCAAGGAGGAGAUGCAGCGCUCGACUCUCCGCACCGCGGUCCCCCUGUACCGCAUUAGCACGGCGGCCCAGGCUCCGGGCUUCCACGCGUUCGUCGCCAGCCUCCUCAAGUCGGACCAAUGGAAGGAGUACCGCGACUACCAGGCGUAA
Molecule: messenger RNA, 3807 nt
Organism: Apiotrichum porosum
Lineage: Eukaryota; Fungi; Basidiomycota; Tremellomycetes; Trichosporonales; Trichosporonaceae
Exons: 9
Coding region: 1-3807 (1268 amino acids)
Biological process (GO): protein ubiquitination; SCF complex assembly
Cellular component (GO): nucleus
Source: RefSeq, a predicted model, not a curated record